CCGCCCUCUUCCCCCCCGAGCCGGUUAAGGUGGCAGUUGCCAGCUCACCGGGGUCGGUUUCGUUGCAGGUGUUUCGGGGUCUGGCCCGAAGGCGCCAAGUAAACAACGAUGGAGUAUAUGACAGAACCCGCUGAUCGCAGCCCCGGACACAUCUUGUGCUGUGAGUGUGGUGUCCCGAUUAGUCCAAAUCCUGCCAAUAUUUGUGUGGCUUGUUUGCGCAGUAAAGUAGACAUCAGCCAAGGAAUUCCGAAACAGGUCUCAGUUUCUUUCUGCAAACAAUGUCAGAGAUAUUUUCAGCCCCCAGGAGCUUGGAUACAAUGUGCUUUAGAAUCCAAAGAACUUCUUGCUUUGUGUUUGAAAAAAAUCAAAGCCCCUCUGAGUAAGGUACGGCUUGUGGAUGCUGGCUUUGUGUGGACUGAACCCCACUCUAAGAGACUUAAAGUUAAACUGACUAUUCAGAAAGAGGUGAUGAAUGGUGCCAUACUUCAGCAAGUGUUUGUGGUGGAUUAUGUCGUUCAGUCCCAAAUGUGUGGAGAUUGUCAUAGAGUAGAAGCUAAGGAUUUCUGGAAGGCUGUGAUUCAAGUCAGGCAAAAGACUUUGCACAAAAAAACUUUCUACUAUCUGGAACAGUUGAUUCUGAAAUAUGGAAUGCAUCAGAAUACACUUCGGAUCAAAGAGAUUCAUGAUGGUCUGGAUUUCUAUUAUUCCUCAAAACAACAUGCUCAGAAGAUGGUGGAAUUUCUUCAGUGUACAGUGCCUUGUAGAUACAAAGCAUCACAAAGACUGAUCUCUCAGGAUAUUCAUAGUAACACAUACAAUUACAAAAGCACUUUUUCUGUGGAAAUUGUCCCAAUAUGCAAGGAUAAUGUUGUCUGUCUGUCUCCAAAACUGGCUCAAAGCCUGGGAAAUAUGAACCAGAUCUGUGUGUGUAUUCGGGUAACAAGUGCCAUCCAUCUGAUAGACCCAAACACCCUACAAGUUGCAGAUAUUGAUGGGAGCACUUUCUGGAGUCACCCUUUCAAUAGUUUAUGCCACCCCAAACAGCUGGAGGAGUUUAUUGUGAUGGAAUGCAGUAUAGUCCAAAACCUAAAACGCAGUGCAGGUGCUGGGAUGAUAUCCAAAAAGCAUACCCUCGGGGAAGUCUGGGUGCAGAAGACAUCUGAAAUGAGUACAGAUAAACAGUAUUUUUGUCGCACCCACUUGGGACAUCUUCUAAAUCCUGGAGACCUGGUAUUGGGGUUUGAUUUGGCCAACUGUAACUUAAAUGAUGAGCACGUCAACAAAAUGAAUUCAGAUAGAGUUCCAGACGUGGUAUUGAUCAAGAAGAGCUAUGACCGCACUAAACGUCAGCGUCGCAGAAACUGGAAACUGAAAGAGCUCGCGAGAGACAGGGAAAACAUGGACACAGAUGAUGAAAGGCAAUACCAAGAUUUCCUGGAAGAUCUUGAAGAAGAUGAGGCCAUUAGAAAAAAUGUCAACAUUUACAGAGAUUCAUCUAUUCCUGUGGAGAGUGAUACAGAUGAUGAAGGAGCACCCCGAAUUAGUCUGGCUGAGAUGCUGGAAGACCUUCAUAUUUCCCAGGAUGCCACCGGUGAAGAAGGUGCAUCAAUGAUGACAUAACGAGGUCAUGUUGUUGUAGCCUGUUUCUGUCCUUGAGCUCAGGAAGUUGGACAAAACAACCUUUACAUCUGUUCCAUCUAUGCCUCCAUACUGCAAGAGGAGAAAUUUAGUUUUAAACACGAAUGAAUAUGAUUUUCGAUUGCUCACUCAAAGCAGUGAGAAAGAUGAUGGCUUUGAAAUUGUAAAUAAUAAAAGUUUGCAGAGAAUGUAAUUAUUGCUGAUAUUUAGGCCAUUUAAUAUAUAAAUUUUAUCACUUGCUUUUUUCUGUGACACUAGUAUUUUUAUAUACUAUAGGGCUGGAUUUAAAAAUCUCAAGUUGUGAUAACUUGAAUAUUAACUUCAAGCAUAAAACAAGCUUUUACAUUCUUUUCAUGUUAAUUGAUUGAGUAAAAGAUAAUAUGAAGAGCUAUUUUUAAGUCCUUGAGGUUAGAAAAUGGGAGCUUGCCUCACCACUGGACAUUCAGGGGGAAAGUUAAUAGUUUUUAUUACUUUGUAAAAUUAAUAUCCUCCCAAACUGUUUAAACUGGGUGUUACCAUAAAGAGAAAUAUAUUUAAAAUAUUUAUAGAUAUGUAACAAACAUAGAUUAGUUACUUAAAGGUUCUUUUGCUACUUUGCCUGUACUACAGUUCAGGACAGUUAGCUACAUAUGUCAUAAAAAUGUCUUCCUUUCACAAUAGGGAUUUUACUUUGAAAAUUUUGCUUUAUAGAUUGAGAAGGAAGGAAUUCUCUCUGUAUAACUUUCUGUCAUUGAACAUAUCACCAUCAAAAAGAAUAAAUACUAGAUUCUGGCAUGUAGAUGAACUAAUAAAAAUGAGGUACAUGUUGUAUAAAACUGAAUCAGGCUUGAAUAAGAAAUGCUUUUUACAUCCUUAAAAGAAGAACCUGGGUUUGGGUUUUAUUUAUUUAUUCAUUUUAAAACCUGUAGCACCUACUGUUCUCAUGCAGUCUCCCAUUCAAGUACUAAGGAAGUCUAACCCUUGUUCUCUUCCAAGAUCAGAUGAAUUAGAGCACAUUCAGUGGUCUUGCAUUUUAAAGCGUUCUGAGAACAAAGCAUUAAGAUCUUUUUUCUGUAAGCAAGAUUAGACUUGGUAACUAUUCCAGAAGGAGAUGCUAAUUCAUAAGUUUUCUGUAGCCUCUAAAAGAGACAGAGAAAGUGCUGAAUGAAACAUUUUCCCUUUUUUAAGAUUGGACUCCCCAAUUUUGAGUUUAUUAAUAAAGGUCUGAACUUUC
Molecule: messenger RNA, 2851 nt
Organism: Tupaia belangeri chinensis (Chinese tree shrew)
Lineage: Eukaryota; Metazoa; Chordata; Mammalia; Scandentia; Tupaiidae
Gene: NMD3
Product: NMD3 ribosome export adaptor
Exons: 16
Coding region: 109-1620 (503 amino acids)
Biological process (GO): ribosomal large subunit export from nucleus
Cellular component (GO): cytoplasm; nucleus
Molecular function (GO): ribosomal large subunit binding
Source: RefSeq, a predicted model, not a curated record